Molecule: messenger RNA, 2983 nt
Organism: Lemur catta (Ring-tailed lemur)
Lineage: Eukaryota; Metazoa; Chordata; Mammalia; Primates; Lemuridae
Gene: DOK7
Product: docking protein 7
Exons: 10
Coding region: 545-2377 (610 amino acids)
Biological process (GO): neuromuscular junction development; positive regulation of protein tyrosine kinase activity
Molecular function (GO): protein kinase binding
Source: RefSeq, a predicted model, not a curated record
ACCCCCAGCCCCCCCAACUUAGGGCAUGGAGGAGGCCUGAGGACUCAGGGGUGUCCCAGGCCAGGGCUGCCUGUGGUCAGCCUGUUGCCAGGGGUGUCUUAUGACACCCUGGGCUGGUGGGAGGGGCAGGUGCCAGAGGGGGAAGCCAGGUUCAUUGAAGACAAAAUUUAAAGUAGGGAACCUGUUUGUAGGAACAGGAAGGGCCCCUCCAGGCUGCGUCCUUUGCUUUGCUUUUGGGAGAGACGCACCCCUCCGCCACCCCCAUGAGGAGGUCCCGGUGCCCUGUCCUGCGCUGGGCUUGCUCCAGGGGGUGGGCGGCCUCAGGUGGCGCCGGUGGGGCGUGGAGACAGCGCCACUGGGGAGGGGAGCGGGCCAUGUGGCUCCCCACCCGCAGGAGAGGCCGGGAGACCCCAGCGCCCCGCCCGGCUGGCGUCCCCGGUGUCGCGCCCCGCCCCGGCCCGCCCUCCUGGCCGGCCCAGGCCUCGGGAGCUAUUUUGAAAGUGACCCUGGGCUCGGGCGCGGCGGGCGGGAACCAUGACCGAAGAUGACCGAGGCGGCGCUGGUGGAGGGCCAGGUCAAGCUGCGGGACGGCAAGAAGUGGAAGAGUAGGUGGCUGGUGCUGCGCAAGCCGUCGCCGGUGGCAGACUGCCUGCUCAUGCUGGUCUACAAGGACAAGUCGGAGCGCGCCAAGGGCCUGCGGGAGCGCAGCAGCCUGACCCUGGAGGACAUCUGUGGCCUGGAGCCCGGCCUGCCGUACGAGGGCCUGGCCCACACACUGGCCAUCGUCUGCCUGUCCCAGGCCGUCAUGCUGGGCUUCGACAGCCGUGAGGCCAUGUGCGCCUGGGACGCCCGGAUCCGCUACGCACUCGGUGAGGUGCACAGGUUCCACGUGACGGUGGCGCCAGGCACCAAGCUGGAGAGUGGCCCGGCCACCCUGCACCUCUGCAAUGACGUCCUCGUCUUGGCCAGGGACGUCCCUCCGGCUGUCAUGGGGCAGUGGAAGCUGUCCGACCUCCGGCGCUACGGGGCCGUGCCAAACGGAUUCAUCUUUGAAGGCGGGACCAGGUGUGGGUACUGGGCCGGAGUCUUCUUCCUGUCCUCCGCCGAGGGGGAGCACAUCAGCUUCCUGUUCGACUGCAUCGUCCGAGGCAUCUCCCCCACCAAGGGCCCCUUUGGGCUGCGGCCGGUUCUCCCAGACCCGAGCCCCGGGGGGCCCUCGGCCUCGGAGGAGCGUGUGGCCCAGGAGGCCCUGGAAGCCCUGCAGCUGGAGAAGCGGCUCAGUCUCCUCCCGCCCGCGGGCCGGCCGGGCAGUGCAGGGGACGACCGCAGCGUGUCCAGCUCAUCCUCGGAGGCCAGCCACUCGGACGUCAGCGCCAGCAGUCGGCUCACUGCAUGGCCAGAGCAGUCCUCGUCCUCCGCCAGCAUGUCGCAGGAGGGGUCCGGGCUGGCGGCGGCCCAGGCCCCGGGGGAGGCUGCGUUGGGUGCCUUGAGGCCGCCCCCCAAGCCGCUUCGGCCGCGGCAGCUGCAGGAGGUCGGCCGCCAGAGCUCCUCGGACAGCGGCAUCGCCACGGGCAGCCACUCUUCCUACUCGGGCAGCUUCUCCUCCUACGCGGGCAGCAGCCUGGACGUGUGGCGCGCCGGCGACGAGUUCGGCUCGCUGCUCAGCCUGCCGCCAGCGGCCGGGGCGCCGGAGCCCGGACUGUGCGCCUGCCCUCCCGGGGCGGCUGAGUACCAGGUGCCCACGGCCCUGCGGCCCCACUACGACACGCCCCGCAGCCUGCGCCAGGCCCCCAGGGACCAGAGCCCGGCCGCGCAGGGUGGCCCUGACGACAGUGCGGCCGGGGACUCGGGCGGCCAGACGUCCGCCGGGUGUCCCUCCGGCUGGCUGAGUGCGAGACGGCAGGGACAGGCGACAGAGGGUGCCCCGGGCAGCGAGGCCUCACUGCCCAGCCCAGCCCCCGCGGAGCUCGGGGGAGCAGGCGGAACCCGCGCGGGGCCCCCUCCAGCUUUCUUUUCGGCAUGUCCGGUCUGUGGAGGACUCAAGGGAGCAGCUGCCUCACCCCCUGGACUGGAGAUGACACAUUCAGGAGCCCCGGGGCCGGUGGCUGCGGACAGCCCAGGGCCGGAGAGGCCGCACGGCGAGGGGCCUACCUACGCGAACAUCCCCGUCAGCCCCUCGUCCAGGAGGCAGCCGCACUACGUGGGCCUGGAGCUCCAGGAGGCCGGCUCGGGGAUCCGAGGGGCCGGCACCUCCCGCUACGCCCAGAUUGACAUCACAGCCACCGAGACGGCGCAGAGGGUCGGGGCCCAGCACGCACAGGCCCGGGAGGAGCGGCUGUCCGAGCUGGAGCAGAGGAGGAAGGGAGCUGCACAGUGACACCUGCCACGGCGGGACUGUCCAGGCUGGCCACGCCUGUUGUCCCGAGGGGCCGCAGUGGUGGGGGGUGCGGGCCAGGCGAGGCUCUGGGGCCCCUCAGCUCAUUCCAGCGGUGAGAGCCUUGCAGAGGGGCUUCUCUCCUCCUGCCCAGCCCCCGCCUUGCUGGUGCCCAGCUGACUCUUCCCUUGGCCUGAACCUGUCACUGUGGGCCUCAGGUUGCCCUCAAGGCCCUGCUCCCUGAUGUGCAUCUCAGUUUGGGAGCCCUGUUUCCACAGCCUGGGAUGCAAACUGCCCUCUCGCCCCGGAGGAGAUGACUGCACGAUGACAGCCGUGUCCUCGCAUAAUGCUCACCCCCAAACAGUGGCGGCACAGCCCCUGCCGUGGGAGGAGCCCGCGCCCCUGCCCACUGUCUGCACCCCUUCACCACCACCCUGCAGCGCCAUCUCCGCCACACUCCAGCGCACCCACCUCCUGGGCCACCCGCUGCCCUGUGCCCGGGAACAGCACCGCCAGGGAGCCCAGGCAGGACUGCCCGCACCUGCUGGCCACCAGCGCUGCUGAGUCUGAGCUUGGCCAACCGCAACACUUCUUGGGACCCGUUACAGG